This is a messenger RNA of Sander lucioperca (pikeperch), 2711 nucleotides long. RefSeq names its product proline-serine-threonine phosphatase interacting protein 1a (gene pstpip1a). The record is from RefSeq and is a predicted model, not a curated record. Gene Ontology annotation, molecular function: actin filament binding. The transcript has 15 exons. NCBI's taxonomy places the organism in Eukaryota, Metazoa, Chordata, Actinopteri, Perciformes, Percidae. Gene Ontology annotation, biological process: actin filament polymerization. Gene Ontology annotation, cellular component: cytoplasm; actin filament; plasma membrane. The coding region runs from base 167 to 1399 and encodes 410 amino acids.
CAAAUGAGCAAGCGAGUGAACGUUGCUGCUUGACGGCUGGUUUCCUGAAUGUGUCAUGAUCCGUUUCACUUGCAUCGAGCAACAGCCUGUUACACUGCUGGCUGCUUUAAAGUGACUUCAAGUUGAGUGGAUUCUCCAACAGAGACUAUUGUUAACCACUGCCAAGAUGACAUUACAAUUUAAAGAUGCCUUUUGGGGAGUGGACUUCAUCAGUAAUAUUGGGUUUGAGACUAUCAGUCAGAGACUUAAUGAUGGUCGACGGACAUGCAAAGACAUGGAGGAGCUCUUGAAAAUGAGGUCAUCAGCAGAGGAGAAAUAUGGCAAGGAACUGGUCACAAUCGCCCGCAAGGCUGGCGGUUUAUAUGAGAUCUGCACUUUGAAAACAUCUUUUGAUGAAAUGAGAACACAAAUUGAAAACGUAGGAAACUUGCACAUUCAGCUUUCUGGAUUCCUCAAGGAAGAAGUGAAGAGAAUGGAGCAGUUCAGAGAGCGACAGAAAGAACAGAGAAAAAAGUUUGAAGUUAUCAUGGAGAAGGUCCAGAAGAUAAAAGUCUCCCUCUACAAGAAAACAUUAGAAUCUAAAAGAUCCUAUGAGCAGCGCUGCAGGGAGGCAGAUGAGGCAGAGCAAACCGCUGAGAAGAUGGGCAAUGUUCCCACAGCCACUCCCAAACAGAUCGAGAAGAUGAACACCAAAUCUAAACAGUGCAGAGAAGCUGCAGAGGAGGCUGAGAAACAGUACAUGUCAAACAUUGAACAACUUGACAAGACUCGUCAAGAGUGGGAAUCAACGCACAUCAACACAUGUGAGAUAUUUCAGCAGCAGGAAGAAGACCGCAUCAGCAUACUAAGGGAUGCUUUGUGGGUGCACUGUAACCAUUUGUCUAUGCAGAGUGUGAAAGAUGAUGAGUGUUACGAGGAUGUGAGAAAAACACUGGAAAAGUGUGACAUCAUCGCAGACAACAACCGCUUUGUGGAGAUGAAAAGCACUGGCAUGACCCCCUCAGCUCCAAUUGAAUACCAAAAUUACUAUCAGAAGGAUGCUACGGAGGACAGAAAUGGAAGUGCUGGAUUCGUAGGGGGAGUCAUGAAAAAGUUUUCAAGUCUUCUGCAAGGGAACUGUUCGAGUGGCUCCAAACUGAGCAUUAAUGAACAAGUUACACAACCUACUGCAGCAACAUCAGAAGGACUUUAUGCUUCAAUUCCUGUAUGUCAGGAGUCCCAGCUGAGCAGUGAGGGGUACCAGGUCGUGUAUGACUAUGUGGCACAGGGGGACGAUGAGCUCUCUGUGUCAGUCGGGGACGUUGUGGUUGUCAUAGAUCAAGGUGAGGAUGGCUGGUGGACGGUGAAAAGAAAUGGCCUUACUGGAUUGGUCCCAGGCUCUUACCUUGCCAAAGAAUGAGUUUACCUGACAGCCAUAGACAUGUAAUAUUUUGUAAAGGCUUUGCCAUUUCAAAUUGACUUAUAAUUUGAUCUUAUCUGUUGUUCAUAUUUGUGUUGCAUGCAUCAUUAUGAGUAGGAUUUGACCCAUUAUAGUAGUAUAAAAGACACUGUGGCAGAGACCACUACUGUAAAUGAAGAGCUGAUAGUUUUCACAGGUCUUGUUUUGCUACAAAACCAUUCUGUUAGAAUAAUUUGAAAGACACUUUUAUCACAUAAUCCUACAGAUAGAGGCUGUCACAUAGGCUACAGUAGCAUAAGACUGUUGAAUAAAUUAUUUAUUGUUAUGGCACAUAUUCAUAUUGCUUUGCCCUUACUGCUGGUGUGUUGAGUGCUCUUCAUACUCAUGACAGCUGGGAGAUUAAGUGAUCUGUUGCACAAGACCACUGCACUAAGUUUAUUCAUAUACUGUUGUAUUGUUUUAUAUCUGCGGUUCUAAAUGUUGUGCAGAACGUUUGAUUUCUUUUGUUGGCCCGUUUAUAAGUUCUAUGUGUGGUUAUUGUUUCUGUUCUGAAUGCUAAAAAUAAUAAUUAUUUGUGCAUUGACAGAAAAAUGUGUUUUGUUUUUGAGACAUGGUGAAUAUUGUUUUUAGCUGCUAAUUGAGAAAACUAUUUGGCAUUAUUGCUUUAUUUUUUCUCGUUUUCUUAAUGUGGAUUACAAAAGGACCAGACCAGAACAAUCCAACAAAGUAGCUGUAAUACAACUGGGCACUAUUCUUGGGUCAUGUUGCUAAGCAAUCUGCUCUCUCUGGUUCAGUGCCUACCCCCUAACCAAAGCUGAGUCUAUUAACCACCAUAAGUGUCCACAAUGCAUGUUUGGUAGUCACAAGAUGUUCCAAAAGCAGAUACAACUACUAUCUACUAUUAUCUAGCUAGUGAUUAUAGUAAGAGCUAUUUAAUAUGCAUACGUGUUAUGAGUCCAUGGGAACCUAGAACCUAGUUUGAAGACAUAAAGCUACAAAGCAAAAAGUAUUAGACCUCUUGGACCUGUUAAACCCCUCCCUCAUGGGAAACGCUUCAACUUUGACCACUCUUUUUUUGGACCAAGGUGACUCGUUCUUCCAAUGAAAGCAGCUUUGUUUGGACAAAAAAACAACAACACACUUUGUGCAGCAAUUUCAUCUCUUUGUAAAGAUGUGAAAUUUCAGAGAAACUAAAACAAUAAACCAGAAAACACACUCACAUAAACCUGUCCCACAUUUAAUUUACAUUCUUCAGCUAUUGCUGCAUUUCAGCAAAUCAAGUUCUACAACUACCAUCGUAGACUGUUGAGAC